AUGAUUGACCGUAAAUUGUUAGGCGUUCAACAUUUAUAUAGGAGACCAACCUACGCCCGGACAAAGCAAUGCAGCGUGAGCUCGCCAGAUAACGGACCACUUCCACCGAAUGCACCUAGUUGGUGUCAAGCCCCAUUUGAUCCGGAAGGUUGUUUAAGUUCUGUGAUGGCAAUUGUCACCUGCAUGAUGGGUCUCCAUUUUGGGCAUGUAAUUGUACACUUCAAGGAUCACAAGGAUAUGAUAAUAUCUUGUAAGAUGCCUGCCGCUGGUCUAGUUGUUGCUGGAUUGGUUUUGGACUUCUGCGGGAUGCACAUAAACAAAGCGCUAUACUCUUUUAGCUACACAUGCGUCACCUUUGGUGAUGGGGGCAUUCUUUUGGUUGGAAUUUGUGUGAUGGUUGAUGUACUUGGGUUUCGAAAACCAGCACUGGUUUUUAUUAGAUUUAUGAUCAGACAUGCUCUGGUGAUAUAUCUCCUUGCAGCAUGCAAUGUUUUGUCUGUUCUUUUACAGGGUUUCUAUUGGAAGAAACCAGAAGACAACUUAUUGGCCAAACGUAACAGAUUCGCAUAG
Messenger RNA from Papaver somniferum (opium poppy), 570 nucleotides. RefSeq lists its product as uncharacterized. The transcript is spliced from 3 exons. Lineage: Eukaryota; Viridiplantae; Streptophyta; Magnoliopsida; Ranunculales; Papaveraceae. The coding region runs from base 1 to 570 and encodes 189 amino acids. The record is from RefSeq and is a predicted model, not a curated record.